GUCCACCUCGUUCGCUCGAGCGUCGAGUCCAAAGGUCUCCGAGCUCGCGCGUAAGGUUCUGGAGGUUCCCCUGAGCGCGGCUCGGGCGGUGGGAUUGAAGCGCGCGCGCGUGGAGCCGUCGAGCGGGCGCGCGUCGCCGUCGAUCGCGGGUGGGGAAACGAAGCGCGCGCGCGGGAACUCGGCGCUCGACGUCUCCGUGACGCAACGAACGAUCGAGAGCGGUGAUGUGGAGGGGAACGACGCGCCGUGGCCGAGUUCGAAGCGUAAGCGUCGAAGUGAUGCCGAGGAUGACGCGAGCGAGGCGCGGGCGACGCAUCGUCGACGGAUGGGAGGAGACGCGGAGGAGACGCGGUUCGAGGCGAGCGCGCGGGUCAUCGAGCGCGCGUCGGACGCUCGGGCGACGCCGACGCUCGCUUUUGGGCGCGUGUUGCGACAGGGGAGCGUGGAUGCGUUUAAGAAUUUACCGAAAAUGCCAUCGCGGGUGACGUUGAGGGCGAUGACGCGGAAACCACCGCGUAGAGGGUUAUCUCUUCGCGGUCCGCGAAGAGGUCUCGACGCGCGCUCCGCGGUUGAGUUCUCCGAGCUCCCGGAGGAUAAGGCCGAGCGCGAGCGAUUAGAGGCGACGAAGGUGCCGGCACUCGUCGCCCCCUCGACGUCGAGUCCGUUCACGUUCGGUGCGAGCGCCCAGACGGCGACCGAAUCGAAGGCUGCGUCCGGGACGUUUACGUUCGGCGCCGUCAAAUCGACGACGACGGACGCCCGGGCGCUCGACAAGCCGUCAUCCGGGACGACCGAUUCGAACGGUAAACCACUCACGUCGGCGACGUCCGCACCCGCGUUCAGUUUCGGCGCCACACCGGCGUCCGCCGCGGCGACGCCGAAUCCGUUCUCCGCCGCCGCGCCGCCCGCCGCCGCGCCCGCCGCAAACCCCUUCGCCGGCUUCACCGCCGCCCCCCCGUCCACCGCCGCCCCCGGCGCGCGCAGAGUCGUCCGCGCCCGUCGUCCGGCGUCUCGAAACCGCUAG
This is a messenger RNA of Ostreococcus tauri, 1024 nucleotides long. RefSeq names its product unnamed product. The record is from RefSeq and is a predicted model, not a curated record. NCBI's taxonomy places the organism in Eukaryota, Viridiplantae, Chlorophyta, Mamiellophyceae, Mamiellales, Bathycoccaceae. The annotation marks the transcript as partial. The transcript has a single exon.